Messenger RNA from Capra hircus (goat), 1535 nucleotides. RefSeq names its product THAP domain containing 10 (gene THAP10). The record is from RefSeq and is a predicted model, not a curated record. NCBI's taxonomy places the organism in Eukaryota, Metazoa, Chordata, Mammalia, Artiodactyla, Bovidae.
AUGACGCUACAGCACAGAUUGAGAGACCGAAAGGGGUCAUCUCCUAGGCAACCCGCUCGGGAGUUACCAUGGAAACUGCCAUUUCCGUGCGAGGCCGUGCUCAGGAAGCAGGUCCCCAGCUCCCCAGCUCCCAGCCCCGAGGCUGCUGCCGUGCCCAUCCGCUGCGGCAACACCACCAAGUCCGGGAAGUUGCUGUUUCGCUUCCCCAAAGGACGGGCCCGUGCGGCUGCUGUGGGAGCUUCGUACCCGCUUCGUACGUGGCCGCCGGCCAACUGGUACCCGGGCAGGGACAGCUCCGUCAUCUGCUCCGAGCACUUCGCUCCCGCCUGUUUUGAUGUCUCUUUGGUUAUCCAGAAGAAUCUGCACUUCUCCGAGCGCCUGAGACCCGUGGCGGGCGCCGCGUCCAUCUUGCACCCGGUGUCCUCCCUGCUGAAACCUACGGGGAAAGAAGAGGGAGACUGAGCGGGCGCGGGAACGGAGGAAAGCCCCAGGCAGUCAGGCAGCCCCAGGCUACCCCAGGGCCAGCCUCCUGUACACUCCUCUGGCCCACGAAGAGGGCUUUCGGCUUCACAGAUAAAGGGCCACCCAAAGAGGCCACCGAGGGUCUUGCAAGAACCCCAAUCUGUGGCUAGGCUCCUCCACUUAGUGUCGUCUUGGGAAAAUCACCUCACCACGAAGGUUUUUGUUAAUCGGUGAUCUCCAAGAGCCUAUUUAGCAUUACUCUGGAAUUAUAGUUUCUUCUACCUCCUGUUCCCCAAAACACACACGCAAACUCUUUCCCUUCACAUUAUAGAGAAGCCUUCACUCUCCGCUCCUGAGUUUUUAAAUACAAAGGAUUUAAUUUGAGUAAAUCUCAAGAAAUGAGGUACUUUAAACUUUCUGCAUAGCAUAUCAUUGCAUGAUAAGCUGCAAGAAUGAUCAAUUAUACCGUCAAAAUGGUGGGGGAAUGGGAGUGCAAGAUGCUGAUGAAGAUAAGGCUUUGCUGAUGGACAUCCCUUCCCCCUCCUAAACUUCCUCUUGACUAGCUGCCUUUAAACUAAAUCGUUCCAGUGAGUUGAAUUCUCCUAUCCUGCUCUUUUCUGCCUACUUUCUCGGUACUCAGAAGAUUGAUUACACUUAUUUUGCAUCUGGUCACUACUGCCUUAUUCCCAACUUCCUAACUUCUCAGCCUUCUCUGGGUUAGUCAAACUUCAGCCCUAUCAACAUAACAUAGAUUAAUUUAUGACUCUUCAUUGGAUCUAAAAGGUGUUCAGUUUUAGAGUUAGAUGGAGUUCGCCAAGAAGUCAGCGGACCUGUAACUGACAUUCUGGUUGUGAAUAUACAGAGGUAUUCUUGAAUUUUAGAGCUGAAGAAAACCUAAGUGAUCAUAUAGUCUAGAUUCACAAUGUAUGCACAAGGAAGCCAACCCAAGGUUAAUUUCCUCAGGAGCCAAUAAUCUUUUCUCUAGGUCCAAUCACCAGACAGAAACUUUCUGCAAUACCAACCUCCUUCCUGCAUGGGGUGGGUGCUUGAAGUCGCUCAGUCGUGUCCAACUC